Messenger RNA from Punctularia strigosozonata HHB-11173 SS5, 506 nucleotides. RefSeq lists its product as uncharacterized. The record is from RefSeq and is a predicted model, not a curated record. Lineage: Eukaryota; Fungi; Basidiomycota; Agaricomycetes; Corticiales; Punctulariaceae. The coding region runs from base 14 to 256 and encodes 80 amino acids. The transcript is spliced from 2 exons.
CUGAGAUGAUAAUAUGCACUUCACGACGCGUAUAUUUUCGACGACUUCUUGCGGCAGGUCAGCAACGUCAUGGACGACAUCCUCGCAUCUUGCACAUUCUCGACUCUCAUCGUCAACGUUGAUGACAUGUGCCAGUUGGAGGCGGCUUCUGCAACUGCAUCGGCCCAAAGACUCCUUCCAUUGUCGGAGGUUUGGACACCGACUGGCGCCGCUGGUUUCACUUGCUGCCGCUGCUACUGACUUCCUCGUCGGCUGAAGCACAAGUCCGAUGGUUGGGAUCUGAGAGAGGAUUUGACCCGAAACGCAAUCCUCUGGCGUCCUGAUAUCGGCUAUGUACUAUCGCAGGCGCCCCGUAAUGGAAAGCAGCCCAGGGCCGGGAUCACGAGUACCUGGUGAGAUUUGGAGCUAGCCAGCAGACGGUGGCGCUUAGUCCGUGGAAUACAAGCAGAAGAUCUCUUGAAACAUCGAGACGUUUCUCCGCGAAUCACGUCACGAUCGUCGUGGAC